This is a messenger RNA of Brachypodium distachyon (stiff brome), 1298 nucleotides long. Its product is annotated as putative homeobox-leucine zipper protein HOX26. NCBI's taxonomy places the organism in Eukaryota, Viridiplantae, Streptophyta, Magnoliopsida, Poales, Poaceae. The coding region runs from base 38 to 682 and encodes 214 amino acids. Gene Ontology annotation, molecular function: DNA-binding transcription factor activity, RNA polymerase II-specific; sequence-specific DNA binding. The record is from RefSeq and is a predicted model, not a curated record. Gene Ontology annotation, biological process: regulation of DNA-templated transcription. The transcript is spliced from 2 exons.
AAACCUCCGGAAGUAAUCAAAACUUCAACGAUCGAUCAUGUCUAGCGUUUCCACCAUCAGCAGCAGCGGCAUGGCCAUGGCCAUAUCCAUGGAGGACUCACCAGAGGAUCAUCAACUCGUCGACACGAGGCUCUCCCUCUUCUCCGGCGCCGGGCUCAGCCGCCCGCCGCCACCGCAAGCUCUGCUUCUGCAAGCAGCACCGCAGCCGGAGCACCAGGCGUCUCCGGCCGGCAGGAAGAAGAAGGCCGGAAGCAAGCAGAACAAGAGGGCGGAAGAAAUGGGCUCCGGCGACGGCGCGAGGCGGAAGAAGCUCCGGCUGACGGAGGAGCAGGCGGCGCUGCUGGAGGAGAGCUUCCGCGCCCACAACGUCCUCUCCCACGGGGAGAAGCAGGAUCUGGCGCGGCGGCUGCGGCUCAGGGCGCGGCAGGUGGAGGUGUGGUUCCAGAACAGGAGGGCCCGGACGAAGCUGAAGCAGACGGAGCUCGACUGCGACCUGCUCCGCCGCCUCUGCGACCGCCUCACCCACGACAACGCCCUGCUCCGCCGACAGCUCGCCGACCUCCGCUCCGCCGGCUCCGGCUCCAGCUCGGGGUCCUCUUCCUCCUCCUCCAGGCUCACCUGGAACAGCAGCGACGCCUGCCCGUCCUGCAGCAAGAUCGCCGGCGCCGGCCUUAGCCUGUAGCUGCUAGUUUGAGGGCCUGAGUAAUUAGCUGUCUUCAUUAGGUAUGACCAAGAUUUAGCGUUCUUUGAUUAUUAUUAUCUCUAGACUCACAACACGAUCGACGAGCUUGAUUAUACGCCAUGACUACAUGGGCGAACAAAAAUGGAGGGAAAUGCUAGGCAUUUACUGAUCCAUCAGGGUAUAUUUUUUUCAUCUUUGGAUGCUUAUGGGCAGCCUUAUGCUAAUAAUGUAAAGAAAAUAUAUACUGUGUUUAAUUUCUUGAUAUACAAUACCCAAAUUACCAUGAUCCGAUCGGUUGUUUCGAGUUUGGAGAUGCACUGUAUGUGAUCGUUGACAAAGAUUCGAAAUUGCUAAUCAUGUUUAAUUGCCGCGGGGGUGAUGCAGGAUGUAUAGUUGAUCGACGUUGGACAUGACUAUAAUCAGUGACCCCCUGUCGGCGGGACUUUUGCGGUGCGGUUAGGCUUAAUUAAUUUUUUAUUUUUGAAUUGUAGGCUAAAUUAAAUAACAUCUUUUCGGUGUUUUUUUCUUUGGCUUUUGAUGGAUAUGAUACAUGAUGUACCCAAAGACAUGUUUGUGGAAAGUGCUGAAAUUUUAAUUGGGGAUGGUUUUUUCAUAA